Molecule: messenger RNA, 1770 nt
Organism: Penicillium pulvis
Lineage: Eukaryota; Fungi; Ascomycota; Eurotiomycetes; Eurotiales; Aspergillaceae
Exons: 3
Coding region: 1-1770 (589 amino acids)
Source: RefSeq, a predicted model, not a curated record
AUGACAACCGCGGCGACAUGGGAGGUGAGCGCGCGUUUCCCGAUCACUCUGAGCCUCCGCGACCACUUCGUGAAAAAGGCCAGCCGGAAAAGGGCUGCUACGGCAGGCUAUAUAAGCGAAAAGCUAUGUGAUGAUAUGAUCCACCGCUUGUCUCCCUACCUUCAACGAAAUGCGCCCGUUGACAUCCUUGACCUAUGGCCUGGCUCUGGGGUAUGGUCAUCCAAAAUGAACGACUUUCUUCGUCCCCGUCGUCAUGUUCUGGUCGAGCCAAAUAUAAAGGUAUUCGGAUCAUACCUCAAGGAAUUGGCCAAAAGUAAACCGUGUUACAAGCUCGCAUCUGGGGAUAUCUAUGGAACCAACUGGAGUACAGUCUACAAAAAAUACCUACCGGAACAGAUUCGUCCCAUGGAUGUAGUGCCUGGCACUUUGCCGAAGAACGACACUCUCUUGGUCCUUGCGAACCCACCAGAAACGGAAUCGAAGAAAAACCAUAUGACUCCGGCACGGUGGUGGGCCUCGUUGAUGGAAGACUGCAUGAACCAAACUGGGCUCCAUGCUUAUGGCAGCGUGCGCAUCCUGGCUGGGUUUUCUGUCACGGAAUUGCAAGUAGUGCUCCCCCGCAGCAUUCACGAACGCCGGCGACCAGCGAUGUUGACGGAAAACGUGGCAUUGCAUCACUUUGAAAUUGCCAGUGGAUACGAUCUAGAGCCGUGGUAUACACUCAAAACUUGGGACUCUAUUCAGCGCAAUAAACAGCGAGUUGCUGAGAGAUCCGCCGCGCUAGGUGUGAUCACUCCACCCGGGCAAGGUCACCACCGAUUUGAGAGAUCCAUCCGGAGGGGAGAGAAUCUGGCUAAAACCAAAGGCCGUGACUUGACGGCCCAGGAGGAAGCGGAAAUUAGAAAGGAAGCACGGACAGCUCGGGCCGCCUUGAACUUUGAUAACCGCUGUGCCUGGGCUCGAGCGGACAUUAGCAAGGAUAUGUCUGCAAUCGAUGCUCGUUCACGAGAUUUGUCGCGUGCGGCCGCGGAUCCUAAGGUGACUGCAGCCUCACUAGAGGAGAUCGAUCGAGAUAUCGAGGCCAAAAAAGUGGCCUUAAGCCAGAAAAUGGCCGACCUUCAUUUCCGCCUCAUUCGCGGCUGGGAACGGGCCCUUGACGAUAUACGCAUUGAAACAUCCUCGAACAAUCUGGAUGACUCUGUCCUACUAUGGGACCGGCGCCCAUUCGAGCCAAUGCUCAUGGAGGCCGAUGAGAUCUUCCCUCGCGCCCAUCAAACCCUGGUCUAUUUCGAAGCGGACGAACAUGCCAUUUCAGCCCAACAACUCAGCAGGGUCCCUUCCGAAGACCGUGAAGCAGUGAUGCAGCUAUUUGAAGCCAUGACUCUCAGCUUCAGCAGCGGCAAUCACAUGAGCAUCGCUGAGCUGGCCGAUCGCUUCUUCCCUGGUCAAGCGGCUAAUGACGUUGUCAAAAGCAUCCCUAGUCUGGCUAAAUAUGUGGGGAAACGGCUCAAGCCGAACUGUGGUCCUAUGCCGCUGGCCGAUGACACAUUGGACCCGAAUGAGUGCUUCCAGGAGAAUAUCGAUUAUGACCUAAGCGAGACUCGGGUGAUAUCCCUGCCGAUCCGAGUUAUCUGGGAUAUUCUGUUAGAAUAUCAUAAGAACGCGCAGGACCUGUCGCCGCUGCAGAUAAACCGGCUUCUCGGCGGCACUAUGACGUCCUACCGGACCGGCGAGUACCGAUUGGAUACCGCAGCGAAGAAGCUGCAUUAA